CCUGUUGGAGUUGGUUGAGGGGGUAGAACCAAGAUGGCGGCGGCUGGAGGUGGAGGGGACUUGGACGGCGGGGGGCACGGCGCUCCGGAGAGCGGCAGCGCCCUCGGCGCGGAAGGCGAGUCCGGGGCGGAGGCGGAGCCCGACUCGGAGGUCUUCUCUUGCGUGGCCCACUGCUCCGAGCUGGCCUGCCGGCAGAACGAGCAACGGCGCCUAGGCCUGUUCUGUGACGUCACGUUGGCCUUCGGCGGCGGCGGCGGGGAGAGCGGCGGAGUGGGCGGGGCCUCCUCGCGCGCGGACCCGCCCCCUCGCGAGUUCCGCGCGCACCGCUCCGUCCUGGCCGCCGCCACCGAGUACUUCGCUCCUCUGCUUUCGGGGGACUUCGCCGAGUCCCGCUCGGGCCGCGUAGAGCUGCGGAAAUGGAGCUCCGAGGCCGGGCCGGAUCCGGAGACGGUGGAAGCCGUCAUCAGCUUCAUGUACACGGGCCGAGUCCGCGUCAGCCCCGGCAACGUCCACGAGGUCCUAGAGCUGGCCGACAGGUUUUUACUGCUACGUUUGAAAGAUUUCUGUGGGGAAUUCCUCAAGAAGAAGCUGAGUCUCUCCAAUUCUGUGGCAAUCCAUAGCCUGGCUCACAUGUACUCUUUAAACCAGUUGGCUUUAAAAGCUGCUGACAUGAUCAGGAGGAAUUUCUACAAAGUCAUUCAAGAUGAGGAGUUCUACACUUUGCCAUUCCACCUCAUAAGAGACUGGCUUUCAGACAUAGAAAUCACUGUAGACUCAGAAGAAGUUCUGUUUGAGAUGGUUGUAAAGUGGGUUCAAAGAAAUCCUGAUGAAAGAGAAAAGUACUUUGGGGAGCUCUUUAAGCUGCUCCGUUUAUCACAAAUGAAACCCACUUAUUUGACCCGACAUGUCAAAUCUGAAAGGCUUGUUUGCAGCAAUGAAAUGUGCCUCAAACUUGUGUCAGAAGCAGUGGAAAGCCAUGCACUCAGAGCUGAGAAUUUGCUGUUAGGGACCCUCCAACAAGUGACUUCCUCCAUAACCUCACUGCCUCGCUUUGGGCAAAACAUGGAUGUCAUCAUGGUCAUUGGUGGCGUAUCUGAGGGAGGUGACUACUUGAGCGAGUGUGUGGGGUAUUUUAUUGAUGAAGAUAGGUGGGUGAACUUACCACACAUACACAAUCAUCUUGAUGGACAUGCUGUGGUAGUAACAGAAUCCUAUGUUUAUGUAGCAGGUUCCAUGGAGCCUGGCUUCGCCAAGACUGUAGAAAGGUACAACCCAAAUCGAAAUGUUUGGGAGCAGGUUUCCAAUCUCAUAACAAGAAAGCAUUCUUUUGGACUCACAGAGGUAAAAGGGAACUUGUAUAGCAUAGGUGGGCAUGGGAAUUUUAUUCCUGGGUUCAAGGAUGUAGCGGUCUACCACCCUGAUCAAGACAAGUGGCACAAUUUGGAAUCUGCACCAAAGAUACUUCGGGAUGUUAAAGUGAUCACAGUAGAUGACAGGUUUGUUUACAUGGCUGCCCGCACACCUGUAGAUGGGGAUAAUGAAGAGGGCUUAAGGAGUGUCAUUGUCCGAUACGAUGCAGAUGCAAGACAGUGGCAGGAUUCUGAGUCUUUGCCUCUUCUUGACAACUACUGCUGCUUUCAGAUGGCUGUAGCCAACACCAACUUUUACCACACCGCCUCAUGCUGCCCCAGAAGUUAUUCCCUGGAUCAUGAAGAGGUCAAGAGGAAGAUCUCCGGUCAAGUAUCUGAUGACAUUCUGGAAAGCUUGCCACCAGAGGUGCUUAGCAUUGAGGGGGCAGCUGUCUGUUAUUAUAAAGAUGAUGUCUUCAUCAUAGGUGGGUGGAAAAAUAGUGACGACACAGACAAACAAUACAGGAAAGAGGCUUACCGCUAUUGUGCAGAGAGGAAACGAUGGCUGCUGCUCCCUCCUAUGCCUCAGCCACGAUGCCGUGCAACAGCCUGUCACGUAAGAAUCCCCUUCCGGUCCUUGCAUGGUACCCAGCGAUAUCCAAUGCCACAAAACCUAAUGUGGCAAAAGGACCGGAUCCGGCAGAUGCAAGAGAUUCACCGUCAUUCCUUAAGUUUGCGGAGAAUGCCACGGUCUCAGAUUGAGUGCUAAUACAAAUAAAUGGAGUUUGAGAACGUCCUGUCUGCUCUGCCAUGCAAAACAUGGACUUUCAGCAGUAACCUGAGUUGCUCUGUUUAAGCAAUGGUGAUUGUUAUAGGAGAGCUAGCCCUCUGGUAGUUAAAACAGUUUGCCAGGAUUACAAGCACCACAGGAAUACUUCAGGUAUAUUAGCCAUAACAUGAAGGUAGGCACACUUACAAAAUCCCCAAAGCUUUUAGUUUUUACCGUGGAUGAGAUGCAAAGUCAAAAUCUAGCAAUUGUAGAUAUGUCCAGGAAGUAUAGAAAUCCAGCACAGUUUCUUCCCUCCUCUUCUCAGAAAAUUCUGUAUUAAGAUAUAUUUGUUCUAGUCAGGGAUGAAAGGAUUUUCCCAAGUAUUGGAGGCUCUCACUCGUCUUUAAAGUAUUUAUAUUAAGCAUGUGAAGAAUUACAUUUCUACUUGUUUUAAAAGAUAGUUAAUAUAACACUUGUUUCAAAGUUGCUUUUUUAAAGGCUCUCUCUUUUUUUGCUUUUUUAUUAUUUUUUAAAAUCUGCAGUUACUGUGAGUCUGCUUGUUUCUCGUUGAGUCAUGUGCAAUAGUUAAAGAAUGAGCCCCUAUAUAAUGAGGAGUAAAGCACAAACCUUUCAGAGAACUUCAAAACGUUCCAUACUUAUAAAUAUUUUAUAGUUGUAUUUAUCUAGAAUGCUUGUGUUUACAAAGAAGUUAUUAGCAAAAGCAGUACUUUUUAAUGGUUGGAUACUUAGUCCUAUCUUGAAAAGUGAGGAUUUCACCACAAUUAAUUAAGGUGUCUUUCUACUUUGAAGUAGUCCCAUUGAUUUUUUUAAAAAAGUUUACUGUGUAAAUGGUUCUGGAUUGUGGCCUUAAAAGAAUGAAUGGAAAGACCAAAAAGUUGAAUACUACAUAGCCAAAUUAAUAAUUUGAAGGAAUUAGGGAUUCAUUGAUGCAGGGAUGAAGCUGAAUGCUUUGUGUUCAAGCAAGUAAUAAGAGUAAAUCCGACUAGGAAAAAAAACCACCCAACCUGCCUUUGACAAUCAAAUCUCUUUGCCUUUGUGGUAUGCCAUUCCUUUUUUGGACUUGUGUCUGAAUACUUGACACUUUGGGUAGAGCAGAAAUUUUCGUCCAUUUUAAUAGCAAGGACUCCCAUUUCUCUCAAUGUUUUACUUGCCUUUUGGCAGCAAUUUGGCAUUCUUGGAGAGCAAGUUGUACUGGUAGGUGUCCUCUGUUGCCUUUCCCCCCUUAGUUCAGCAAGAUCCUAUUUUUCCAGAGUGACAAUAUUUAAUAGGAUAUGGAGAGAAGGUAAAAAUAUUUUUGAGUAAGAUAAUUUUGAAAUGUCACUUAAUUCUUCUGCAGGCAGAAAAAUUAUAUGGUAAAAGAUUCAUAAAACUCUUCCAUUUAACCUAAGUUGAUCCAAGAAAAUUUUCAUUUUAUCUUUGAGAAUUCUAUCCUUUAGGUUCAGUAUGCAUCACAUCUACCAAUACAUUACUUAGUUUUCCAAGGCGAUUUCUCAGAGGAUUUCCCUUGGUUUCGUCUGGGCUUUAUUUGAUCCCCUCCCCUGAUUUUGAUGUUUUUUUGUCAAAUAGAUUUUGAUGAUUUCUGUGCUCAUAUUGUUCACUUCACUAAUUGCUCCAAGAGCCAUUGUCCAUAUAGGUUAGUCGUUCUGUCCAGUACGAACAAUUGGGGAUAGGUGUGCUCUUCUCAUACCACAUCACACUGUGAAGGGAGUGGUGGUAUUAUAAUGUAUCUUUUGGGGGUGGGGGCAGCAGUAAAAGAUGAAGAAUACCCAAAAUAUAAUUUGAUUCAUCUAUAAAGGAACUUUCUAUAAAGCAGUGGUUCUCAACUUGUGGAUCCCCAGAUGUUUUGGCCUUCAACUCCCAGAAAUCCUAACAGCUGGUAAACUGACUGGGAUUUCUGGGAGCUGUAUGCCAAAACACCUGGGGACCCACAGGUUGAGAACCACUGCUAUAAAGGAUCUUAAUGUUUUCUUUACCUGGAUUCUAGUCUUCCUACAAUUACUUUCUCGCUCGUUCAAUCUGUUGAGGUUUACAUCUGGGUGCAUCAAGAGAUGAGACAGAUUGAAUUCACCUUAUGAGAGAUCUAUAUCGAUCUCCAUUAUUAUGAACAUUCAUUAUAGUAGUGGUGUUUCAAAUAGUCAAUAUCAGUCUCUUAAAUUUAGGAAAGCACUUAAGUUUUUUAGAAAAUAAAUAUUACUUUAAGGACUGACUGUUCUUGUUUUCCAAUUUAGCAAGAAGCCUAGUGUCUGAAAUCUGGGGGUAAGUCUUUCAACUGCAUGGAUGUGCACAGGUUUACUUGAUUUGUAUUUGUUCUCCUAAUACUACCUUUUACAAUAUAAACUUGGGUUAAAAACUUGUGUGCAUUAAAUAACUGUCUAAUUCAAGUUCACACUAAUGCAGCCUUGUUAGUUAAGAAAUCCACAAACACCUAACAACUCCAGAAUAACCACUUGAUUCACUCGAAGAUAUAUUGUAUGUAUAACCAGCCAGCUACAUAUGGAGAAUAUAAACACUUCAGAAUGAACCUAUUGACAACCCACUGACACCGAAAAUCCAAAGCUUUUAGGUUCUAUACAGACGUACUCGAACCACUAGUAAGUGUUAUAACUAAGAAAAUAAAAACUUUAACAUCACUUUUGGUUGAAAAAAAAAGCUUGUUUAGCUAGGGAGUGUCGUUUUCUGAAUUUCCUACUGAGACCUCUCACACCUUCAGAAAUAGUAAAGUUCCAUUGCAGAAAGCAAGGACAAUUAAAGCUGUUUCAAUUUGUAGUUUAAAUGUGACCAUACUUGUCUUCGUAACUGAAAAGCUACACAAGUUUUGAGACUUCUUGAAAGUUAUGUUUGGCCUGCAGUGCAAAAUGGUUGAUAACCUCCACAAAUUAAUAUAUUGACUGUAUUGAUUAGUAUUAAUUUGUGUACCUAAACAACAGUUCAAUUUGGGUCGUCAGCUUUGCUUUUUAAAAUUAACUUGUCAGCCACAUUGGAUGUUGCUUGUGAAUGCGAGUCAGUUAAUAGUAUACAGAUGUCUACAUGCCUUGCUUGGAGAUUUCUGUUUGCAUGGAGAGUAAAGAGCACUCUAGAGAACAAUCCCAUUGUGCCACAUGUAGUGUCAGAUGUUGGAAUUUCUUAAUGUCAAGUCUCAGUGUUAGACUACUAACCUGCUUCCCUGUUGGGAGUGCCUCUCAGCUCUUGUUUAUCACAGCCCUGUGCUGCAUGCAAAAAGUCUUGUCUUGCUUUUGUCAUGUCAUUCCUUGUCAAAAUAAAGCAGUCACCUGACAAAAGAAAUCCUCAGAUGGAACACCCAAACUGUUCCCACAUAGGAAAGGUUCACAACCCUAGGUUACAUUCCUAAGUAUAGCUGAGAACUAGGGAACGUUUCAAAGCGCUGUCUUAGAUACUGUUUUACUGAAGUCAGUGGAAUUUGCAAGAAAAGCUGCUAGUCUUAAACAAGAGUACUGUUACCAGAAACACAAAAGGCUUCCAGGAAAUUGUAGUUUCCAAAAACUGCACUAAAUCUCAGCUAUGACAGACUGCAUGUUUCACACUGCUUUCCUCUUGUGACACUAGUGGAGUAGGGUAGAUCUUUCGAUGGUGCCUGAACUGACGCUGUUACUGAAGUAAUACUGUCUGUAGAUUAUCCAUAUAUGUCCAUAAUCUUCCUAUUACUCAAUGCAAAUUUGUUUGUGUGUAUGUGUGUGUUUCAGCAAGGGUCACCUUUAACCAAUGAAGGUAACAAAGAUACAAAUACAAUUUUAUUCAGGUAAUACCUGCAAAAUUGCCACAGAUAGCUACCACUGCAGCCUCUACCACAGAGGACAAAUUAUACAAAAAAGGUACCCCUAUUUGCAGUUGUUGGCCCAUGUUCAGCAGGUUACACAGAAUGUCAUUGGUACCAGCACCUAGCAUAUUAUGCAAGCAUGAACUGUGCCAAUUGCCUUUGCCCCCGCACAAGAGACAUAUGGUACUGUAGCUGUUUAGAUAAGAACAGAAGCAGCAAGGUUACUUUUACAGUUUCCAUACUUAUCCAAGGCCCAUGAGGGACUGAUGUUAGAUUUUGCCUCUUGCUCCAGUUCUUCAUACUUACUAAGUGAUUUCCAGAGAGGUGUAAUAUUCUCACACAUGCAGGAAGUUUUGAAGAAAGACAGAAGCAAUUAAAAAAAUACCAGUCAAUGACGGAAUAAUGUUUUUCUCAUUAAUUGGAGGGGAAACACCAGGGUGAUGACAUUCAUCACAUCUUGUCAGAUUAAGCUUUUAGCAGAUCAGAACAAAUCUUUCCUCUGUAUUGUCGAAGGCUUUCAUGGCCAGAAUCGCUGGGUUGUAGGUUUUUUCAGGCUAUAUGGCCAUGUUCUAGAGGCAUUCUCUCCUGACGUUUCGCCUGCAUCUAUGGCAAGCAUACCUCACUACCUCUGAGGAUGCUUGCCAUAGAUGCAGACGAAACAUCAGGAGAGAAUGCCUCUAGAACAUGGCCAUAUAGCCCGAAAAAACCUACAACAACCCAAAUCUUUCCCCUCUUUGAGCCCUAGUAACAAAUGUGACAGUCUUGUGAGAGAGGCAAGGAUUGCAGGAGAGGACAAGCAAGAGAAAUGUUUAUCGGUCCUCCAGAGUGUUUUUGUCAAACACCACAGGUUAUUUUGCUCAAGGAAGAGGCAAACACUGUUCUGUCUAUUAUCUGAGGCUUUCAUGGCCGGAAUCGCUGGGUUAUUGUGGGUUUUUCGGGUUGUAUGGCCAUGUUCUAGAAGCAUUUUCUCCUGACGGAUUCCUCUGAGGAUGCUUGCCACAGAUGCAGGUGGAACGUCAGGAAAAAAUGCUUCUAGAACGUGGUCAUACAACCCGAAAAACCCACAACAACCCACUGUUCUGUCAAGUGGAGAGCAUGGAGAAAUGCCAGGAAUUGUAUUUAUACUGCUUUUGCUGUCUUUCUGCAUACCUUUCAGCAGUUUGGAAGAUCUUCUCUUCAAUCCCCUUGUGUUCUCUAGAAAUAGCAAGGGGCUAUUUCUAGAGGAUACAAAGGAAAUUUUACUUCCACUUCAAAGAGGGAAUAAAAAUUAGAUUUGGUGGUGAGUAGAAGUUUGGCUGGGAGCUGAUACUUCUUGCCACUCGCUUUUUGCCAUCAUAACAUUCCAAAGCGUGCACCAAGAUAAAAUGGUGAUAUGCACAUCAUUGUUUCCUGCAGCUGCCCUAAUUCUGAGACACUGGCCUCAAAGCCAUCCUAGUUGUGUGGCAGUUUUUCCAGCACAACUUCCUGCCUCGCCUGAGCCUCAAUAAGAUAAUAUGAAAUAUAAAGAGUUAGUUGAUAAUCCCAAGAAAUCCUCACGGAUCAGUUGAUCUCUAAUGCCCCUUUCUUUGCCCACUUCACCCCCAAUUUGCCUUGUCUCUGUUGCUUGAUAAAUCAAGCAGCUUCAUAGACUAAAAUGAGACUUCCCUGCCUUCAGGUAGAAUUGUCUUGAAUAGUAUGUCCCCAGAAUCUAUUUUAAAAACUUGCUAUUCCAUAUAUGCUAUAUUAAAGUUCUGUAACAUUAAAUGUAAUUUCAAUAAACAUUUUAUUUCUCUA
This is a messenger RNA of Anolis sagrei ordinatus, 7687 nucleotides long. RefSeq names its product kelch like family member 11 (gene KLHL11). Lineage: Eukaryota; Metazoa; Chordata; Lepidosauria; Squamata; Anolidae. Gene Ontology annotation, molecular function: protein binding. The record is from RefSeq and is a predicted model, not a curated record.